UUCAAUCACCGAGUGGUCAGUGGCUGCAUACAUUUCUGCCCCUAAUGCUUGCCAGCUGCUGCAGAAUCUGUUUUGUGAGAUAAAUUCAUAUGGGUCCCCGAUUUACGGGAUCUGUUCGACCGAUGGGGCGUUUACGACAAGUAACUCGUCCCGCAACGAAAUGAGUUGCACAAUAUUACAUUCGUCAGAUCCGUAGCUACUACAUAGGUACAACCGACGUGAUACCGUAUGAUCCAUAAUACGCAAAGUAUGAUGAGACUGAAGUAGGAAGCAAGGUCUGAUUAUCAAUAGGACUAGCGAAGUUCGAAGAUGAUCAUGAGGGGCAGGGCAGCCCCACAGCCAUUGCUUCCCAGAGGCCCCAUCCCCAAAUUCUUCGAACCUGUCAUUAUUUGAAAGCGACUGAAAUGGAAUCCAACGCCCAAAAGCCAAACAAAGAAACGCUCCCAUCCCAUUAUUAGGCCAGAAAGUAAGAAGGCGAUAGAGAGAGAGAGAGAGAGAGAGGAGAGCCUCAUUGCAGCAGCGAGCAGAGGCAUUGAUAACAGUUGUAGGAGCUGAGGAAGAAGGAGGAAGGAGGAGGAGGAGGGGGGGCAAUGAAGUUCUUGUUCCAGUGUCCAUGCUGCUCUUGCUUCUGCUUCCUGAAGCCCAAGAAAGGGAAGGCUAAGGUGAAGGAAGCUGCCCAGCAAGUGCAGAAGAAGGAGGAAGCUGGGAAGAAAGCUGAAGCUGCAGAUAAGAAGCCCGAGGAAAAGAAGAAGGAUCAAUGAUUUCCCUCUCCUUUCUUCGUGAUGAGCCCGGCGUUGUCAUGUUCCGACUACAAUCUAGACGUGUGGUAGAAUCUCCGCGCUUUUUUCAUUUUCAAUUACGACAACUCUCCCCUUAUUCUCCUCUGUGUUUCCUCAUCUAAGUCAUCUGCCAUUUUUAUGCAGACUUGUAUUGUAAGCAUGCAUGCAUCAACAAUUUGCAGUAAAGCUAAAGCAAUGGUAUGACCAAAUUGUACUAUUUCGGGUGUUUUAUGGAAAUAAAAAGUUUCUUGAAUUCAUGAGAAUAUGAUGUAGCAUUAUUCGUACCGCUACUUAAUGUAUUGAAUCAUCAUCGACCCGAUGUGGAAUGUCCAGUAGACUGCAUAAAUAAAUUUAACACUCUUGACACAAACUAUCAAUAUCGGAUUCAGAGAAAAAGAGAUGACUCCGUGAACAUAAUCGUGCCGGAUAAUUUGGGGCAAAUUUCAGGAGUCUGCAAAAAUUGAUGAAUCUUUACUUUCAGUAUGGGAUUUAAUCAGAAUCCAUAAGCAUAACAGACGAGAUUUACACAUUCUGAAUUGAUUGCAUGAGCAAAGGGAAGAUAAAUGGGUGAAGAUUAUUAGUCCAAAAUUGAGGCCCACUUAUUACUUCAUAACCUGGUGAGGUGACCAAGAGAUUUUAAAUUUGAUACUCAUGUGGAAUUAUCUGUAUCCUUUUAUUAAAUAUUUAAAAUUUUUAUUUCACUAUAUUAGGUGAUCCACAAACCUCCAUUAUAAUCGAAAAAUUGAGGUCCAUUUGAAUUUGAAACUGGUCCUGAGAUCCAUUGACCAGCCCUUUUGUCAUAAUGGCUUGGAAACAGGCCCAGAAGUAUAGGAGCUAUUGUGGCAGACAGGCCCAAAUCAUUAAAAUGUUAUGUUGUACUCAAACCUCAUGAUAAUGAUGAUUCAAACCUUUAAGAUAAAGCAUUUCACGCUAUGAAAACUUCGAACACUCAUAUGAAAGUCGUGUGAUCUGACGCGGAAUGGGUGGUAUAUGAUUAUGAUUUGGUCUUACUGAUUGUGUUUGCCGAACGCUGUCUUGAUGGGUUUGUUGAUAAUUAAAAGAUGUCAUCAGUAUGGAUAACAUAAAGAGUGAAACAAAGAAGAUGAUCAACAUCCAUCUAAACUUGAACUAACCGUAGAUCAAUCGCAAUUGCGAGGAUCUGCAUUACUUUAACGAAUCGUGACGAGAACGGAAUGCGGCACAUGCGGUAGGCUCCUACUCAUCAUGUUAAAGCACUUUUGCCAUAUGCAGUAAAAUUAGCUGGGAUUGUCCUUUGGGAGCCUUUAAUAACUUCAUAAUAUCUUCCUACUUUAGGAGAAAAAUAACGAAAUUUCAUUAAUAAUAAUCUACUCCCUCCACAAACCCCAGUUUAUUGCCCUUACCAAAUAAUCCCACGAUGAAAACAAACAACACUCUUUGACCCACAGUUCCUCCUCCCCUCUAAAGUUUCAUUACUAACAACAAUAUACACAAAAGAAAAAUGAAAAAUAUUUUCACCUUGUAUGAUUUUUCUUUUUUAAUUUUUGGAUCAUCAACAAGGUUAAUGGACCUAGUAAAAGAAAAAUAAAUGAAAAUAAAGGUUACGAGAAGUCUCAUGAGUAAGAAUCGAAUAUAAGUCUUACGAUUUCAGACGAGAACGGAUAUAAUUAUUUUGUUGGGUCAUGAGGGAUAUUCAUAGUCUAAUACAAAGAUUGGAAAUAAAAUAAAGGGGUGCAUAAAUAUCACAGAUGAAGAUUGAAGGCAAGACCUCUUGAUUCUUAGUUGGCGUUUUGUGUUACUGCAAUAAAAUCCCUCCCUCGUAAUGGCAAGUAAUUAUGUUGGGCUCCUUUCUAAGCUUACACUAAAUUAUUUGGACACGACUCCCCAAAAUAUUUAAUACCUCUUGCAAGCCCCUCCAUUCCCAGUUAUUAUCCUCUCCUUUGGACAUUGAAGCUUGAUGAAAUGAAAUGAUGUAUAUAUAAUAUCUACGUACAUUCACUAAGCAUCCUCGUACCACCAGAGCUCUCAUAUGACAUCUCAACUAUGGAGCUUCGCAUGAGUAUCUCCAUCGUGCUGGGUCUGAUCAUCGGACUCAAUGUGGUUUGUUUGUCGGAGUCUUACAGGUUCGAUGUCGGAGGAAGAGAAGGGUGGGUCGAAAACCCAAAGGAGGGAUACAAUCAGUGGGCUGGGAAGACCAGAUUUUCCGUCAAUGAUAAUCUCUAUUUCAAGUAUAAGAAGGGAGACAGUGUUUUGCUGGUCAGUAAAGAUGACUACUACAGCUGCAACACCUACAACCCUAUCAAGAAAUGGGACGACGGGGCCUCCGAGUUCACCCUCGGUCGAUCUGGCCCGUUCUUCUUUAUCGGCGGGACUGAAGAAAGCUGCAAGAAGGGCCAGCAGCUGAUUGUCGUUGUAUUGGCGGUCCAGCACCGCUUGCCUCCUCAGGUUCUGGUGCCAGCCCCGUCACCUUUGCCAACUCGAGGGCUCAGCCCCAUCUUUCCCGCUCCAUUGGCCACGCAACCACAGGGGUCAAGCCCUGCCUCCCCAUCUCCACUGACUUUGCGGUCCCACGGGUUGAUCCCCGUCUUCUCCGCUCCACUAGCCACGCAACCUCAUGGACCAAGCCCCAGCCCCACCUCCUCCUAUCCGCUAGCCCCACAACCUAGAGGGCCGAGCCCCGCUUCUCCCUCUCUUUUGCUGCCACCACCCUCAACCACGCCUUUGCCAUGGCCAGUCUCACCACCACAUCCCACAUCACCAAGCUCUGCCCCGUCCCCUGUGGGCAUGCCUACGCCUUCGGCAAGAGCUCCGUCGCCGAGAACGUUACCCAGCACUCCACGUGCUCCAACCCCAGCAUCGCCGGCGCCAUAUGCAUCAUUGCCUGAACCACCGCCUACUCCCUCCCCGGACCAGUCCCCAGCUGUCUUUGCACCAGCACCGGCACCGGCGCGUUCAUCUGCAUGGGUUAUGACUCCAUUAAGGGUGUGGGAGUUGGCUGUUGUUGCUCUUCUUUUCAGUGGCGUCGUCGCAUGUUGAUGUUAUAUUUCAUGAAGAAACGUCAUUCGGAACUUUGUCUUUUGAAUUUCGCAUGUAUUGAAGGUGAUCGGGUCAUUUGUUCAGUAAUCGAGUAAUGUAAUUUAGUAAUUACAACUAA
Molecule: messenger RNA, 3912 nt
Organism: Punica granatum (pomegranate)
Lineage: Eukaryota; Viridiplantae; Streptophyta; Magnoliopsida; Myrtales; Lythraceae
Source: RefSeq, a predicted model, not a curated record